AUUCAUGUAAUUAUGCAUUCAUGUUCCCCAGCCUAAAGUCAUAAAAACUUGAGUAUUUAUCUUUAGUGAAUGGUUAUUCAUUCGUAAUUCAAAGUCAGAAACACUGUAAAAAGUCAUCAUGGAUUAUUUCCUGUCAUUGAUGUGAUUUAGAGAUAAAUUUCAAAGGGCAAAACCAACCUGAAUCAUUAGACCUGUUGAUUAAGGAAGAAGUAGAGUACCACAUAUUUUCUUGUAAAAAUGUACUCCCAAGAUACAGGUAGAAAAUUUCUAUAGGUAAUGAAGCAGACUAAUUAGUGACAAAGUAGCGUGAGUCCAUAUCAACUCAGUCUGUUCAAAUUUCUUAACUAUCAAAACCUACAUCGAUCUGUCAACUCAGCCAUUAAAACCAGACUCAUCAUCUGGCACGGAACUUGCAUUAAAUUUCAAAAAAAUUCCCUUUCGCCUCUUUCUUCUGUACUUACAAAGUAAAAACGUAUUUUGCUUGUGUUGUUUCAGUAUUUUCUUACCAUCAUUUUAUUUUUUUUUAUCGGAGAGCGGUCACACGAAUUGGCUUGACAUUUUUAGCGACUUCAAGUAGCUUGUGAGGAAGAAAACCUUUGUACUUGAAAGUACUUAAAAGCACAUCAAGAAAAAUAAGCUCACAGAAAAAAUUCCUUUGUCUGGAAGUGUAGCGAUAGGAAUUCGAUACCUGAUUUGACUGGAGCAGAAAUGGCUGCUGCUCAAGAAUGUGGAAAUCAGUACUCUCUGUCCAAAAAGGAAGAUACUUCUAUGAGAAGAAGUGGAGGUAGAGGAUAUCCAAAACUACGUGGAAGAGGAAAUAUAACUAGAGGUCGCAGUAGAAGUUACAGUCAUCAUGGUCAAGCCUCUUAUUUCUCCCCAAACUCAUCAAGCUUCAGAUUUCAGAACUCAUUUUCCAGUCCAGAUUCUGAUCCAGUAGGCACAGCACGUGAUCGUCUCACUAAUUUUGACCAUUCCGCCAGCAACUCUAACGGUUUCAAAUCACAGAACCUAGUUUUCAGUCCAGAUAUUGAUUCAGUAGGUGCAGCACAUAACCGUCUUACUAAUUCUGACCGUUUCGCCACCAACUCUAAAGGCUUCAAAUCACAGAACCGAUUUUUCAGUCCAGAUUCUGAUGUAGAAGAUACAGCAUAUAGCCGUUUCACUAAUUCUGACCGUUCCUCCACCAACUCACCAAGCUUCAGAUUCCAGAACGGAUGUAAUAAAAAAUUGGAUUCCUCACCGAAAAAGUUUAAGUACUUUCCCGAUCCAUACAAUGCUGGUAGUAAUACAAAUUCUGAUGAAAAACCCAACUUUCCAUUUAAAAAUCAGAAGUUUUUUCCCGAGCCUCGUAAUGUUUGUUGGGGUGGUGAUGCUGAUAGAAACCUCAACAAUAAAAAGCACCGCAACUUUAUUAAGGCCACAGGUGAGAACAGUUCAACUACGACCAAUGCAAACAGAGUUACCAAUUCUAGCCCAACUUCUGAUGAAACUCCAAGCUGUUCCUGUAAUGAUGUUAGCUUGAGUGAUCUGUUAGCUGCUCUGAAUGACAAGUUUUCUGAAGAAAUGAAUAUGAUUGAAAGUCUUGAUUCUGAAGUUACCAACACAUGGUGCUAUAUAAAAGAGAUUGCAGAUGUUGGUAUCGAAGAUAUGGAUCUUUCCGGUUUUCAAAAACAAAGUAAUUUUGCUGAAGAAAAUAACUUUGCUCAACCUUCAGUUUCAAGAGAACGGACAGCUUCUGAUGAAAUUGAGGUAUUGUGGCAAGAAUUUGAAUCUUUAGAAUCCAAACUCUUCCAAAAGAGAAAUGGUGAGAAAAAUAGCAACUUGAAAUCAAAACCAGCAAAAAAUUCACAAGAUGAGCAAGAAAUUUUAAAAUCGAAACCAACAAAAAAUUCACAAGAUGAGCAAGAAAUUGAAGGUCUUAAGACCACCAUUGGAAUUUUAACAACUCAACUUCAAAAAGACAAAAAUAAUUUUAAUACCAAGUUAGAUAAAAUCCAGAAUCAGCUAGAAGGGCGCAUAGAAGCUAUCAACGCCACCCUCAAGAAAGAACGGGAGAUCAAUAAGGAACUACAAGAAAAAAUGAAGAGAGGAUAUGAAGACAUGAUUCAAACUAUCAAGGCUGAAUAUACAACCAAAUUGGAUGCUCACAAGGCUGAAAAAGAAGAAUUAGCGGAGCAGCUAAACCUUCAGCUGAACCUGACUGAGUCCCUAGCGAAAGAGGCUGAAGACCUCAGGACUCAAAUGGAAUCAAACAAGAGGCUUACUCUUCAAACGAUCAAAGAAACCUUAAAAGACAAUUGCGAGUGCUCAAUUUGUCUUGGUAUUUGUACUAAGGCUGUGAUAACAUCUUGUGGUCAUACAUUUUGUAAGAGAUGUUUAGAGGGAUGGCAAGCUUGGCGGAACGAAAACCAGAUGUGUCCCAAUUGUAGGGCAGUUUGCACUUCUAGUAACAUUUAUUUUUUCAAUGAGCUUAUUACUCAACUUCAAUUGAAGUUCCCAAACAUGGACUGGAUUCCUUCCUCAUGAUAUUGUGAUAGUUAUUUUAACUUUUCUGAUUUUUCUAUGUUUUCCUUUAGUAAGUCCUAAAGUAAGUCACUUUGAAGUGAUCAACUCAAUUUUCAAGUUACCUCUUGUUGCAAAUUGUUGUACUUGUUUCUUAAUUGUGGAAUAUUAAUUUUACCAGGAGAGAGGCCGACUAUCUUGACCUCAUCAACGUUUCCUAUCAAUGAUUCGAAUGUUACUCUUGUUGCUGCCUUCUACUCAUUUAAUCACUGAAAAAAGUUAAUCCCUUUAUCCAGGGCGGAGAAACACUAGCUUCAGUGCGUUAACUUUUUCUAUUAACGGUUUAAAUUUAAAUAAGUUGUUUCAUCAGAUUUAAAUUUUAUCAUCUGUAUCAGAUGUACUUUAAAGGACUGUCAAGGCGCUGACAAAAUUGCUGAAGUCAGCUCUUGAGAAAGAAGGAAGCCUUUCAAAAGGUAGCAAUUUUUUUCACCCCCUUUUCAGCGGUAGAAAAGUUUGUCGAAGUUUGGCUCAAAAUUUGUCUUGUGGUGCCAAAUUUUCAAACUAAAAUGUUACAAUGUCGGCCAGUUAAAGUUGGAUUUCCCAUAAAUUUAGGUAGCUUUGACCUCUUGCAUAUCCAAAAUCAUGCCUUCGCAUAGUCUGUGCUCAAUUUAUUUUUAAGUGCUGUGUCCUUAGAAGCUGUGAACCAAUCUAGAAGUCAACGAACAUUUCCAUUGCCAAAAGAGAGAUGCAACCUAGGGAAAUGUUUCAAAAUCUACCAGUUAGCAGUUUUAUGUUGAAUCAUGAUUCUAAUUAACUAUUUACUUGAGCAAAUGACAGACAAUUAAAGUUGUGCUGCUUAAGUAAAUUUCUGUAUCUGAUGUAUUAGUUUUGUUUUAUCAUCCCGAUGGCUAAAGUCGAAUAAUCUGCAUCUCUCAUCGCAACAUUAUGAAUUGCCAUCGGUGU
This is a messenger RNA of Bemisia tabaci, 3465 nucleotides long. The record is from RefSeq and is a predicted model, not a curated record. NCBI's taxonomy places the organism in Eukaryota, Metazoa, Arthropoda, Insecta, Hemiptera, Aleyrodidae.